ACUCAACAUGGCGGCCUACGUGAGACGGAUGCACCACGUUUCUCUGCACGUCUCCAAUGUGGACAAACUGGCCAAAGAUUUUACUUCGAAAUUCAAAUUCAAUCUGAUCGCCAGCAGGCUGACUGAACGGACCCGGCAGCUGGCCUUCCGUACCGGGGCGGCGGUGUUUGUCGUCAACGAAAGGACGAACCAAAGUGGCGAACCGGAGCCGCAGCACCUGCCGCUGGACGGGCACCAAAUAGGGGGUUGUCUCUAUGACAUUCCCUCCCACUACCCGGUGGACACCGUGUGUAAUGUGUGCUUCGAGGUGGACGACGUUAACGGCUCGUUCGAGGCUUUGCGGCGGCUGGGUUGCAGCUUCCCGGUGCCGCCCACCACCGUACGGGACCACGAGGGCCAGGUGACCUACGCGGUGCUGCGCUCCACGGUGGGCAACGUAUGCCACACGUUGAUCGACAAAAGCGAGUACCGGGGCAGCUUCUUACCCGGUUUCCAGGUGCCGGACGGCGGACCCGAGCAGCCCCAGCACUGCCAGGAGGCUGUCACUCAUAUGGACCACAUCACCUACGCGUGUCCUACCGGCACCAGCCAGCAGAUCCUCAGAUGGUACCAGCAGCUUUUUGGCUUUCAGAGGUUCUUCAUCCACAGAAACGACAUGGCAGACAGCGGCUUGGUCAUCGACCAGAACGGCAUCGGCCUCCGCUUAGCCGCCAUGGAGUACUGGAAGUGCGGCGAGUCGGGCUUGUCCCUUCCUGGCACGCAUCAAAAAGAGGCAGACUGCAAGUUCGUGCUGGCCGAAUCGCUGCCUGAGCAAGGUAGUAACCAGGUGAACACUUUCUUAAAGGAACACAGAGCGGCAGGGAUCCAGCACAUCGGGUUGUACACGGGUGACAUCGUGGCGGCAGUGCGUGGCAUGGCUGACGCCGGCGUACACUUCUUCUCGCCACCAGCUGCCUAUUAUUCUGAAGUGGAAAAACUGCAGGAAAUUGAGGAUGCGGGUCAGGAUGCCCAGCAGCUGGCACGCCUCGGGAUUCUUCUGGACUCGAACCAGCAGCAACAGAACUCUUCAGCCGGCGAGACACACAGGUACCUGUUGCAGGUGUUCUCCAAGCCUAUCUUCGCCGAGGACACCUUCUUCCUGGAGCUGAUCCAGCGCAAGGGGGCAAGUGGCUUCGGAGAAGGCAACAUUCGAGCCCUUUGGAAGUCAGUGCAGGUGUACAUGGACGGUGAGAAGGCAGAAGAAGCACCUGAAGCUGCACUGCAACAGUCACGAUAAGCACGUAUAAGCACAAUGGAAGGUUUAUAUAUAUAUUUUAAAUAUAUUUUUAAAUAUUUAGCACAGGGCAUGUCAGAAGAAAGACUAUGUAGAAUGUACUAACUUAUUUUUUUAUUUAUAUUUUUGCAAUAUUGUCAAGCAGGGUACCUUUUCUCGAGUAGAAUGUGAUAAAUUAUUUCAUUCACCGCGAUCCAUUUGAACUGGAAGUGAGUAGGAGUUUAUGACCAUUUAUUCUGUAGGACCACGUAGCGCUAUGAAUUUAAAUGUGGUUGAAAUUGCUCUUCCUGCUACUGUCAAAACUGAAGAAUAACUAAAAUUUGCAAGUUAACUUAUUAUUGGUGCUUUUCUCAGCUAUUUGACAUAUGCAAACCAUGACUCCAAUGUUUGUGUAACAUUUACUUUGCAUGCAAUUUUGUAAGGAUGGGUAUUUCUAAACUACUGUACUGCCUCAUGUGUUAACUAUAAAACAUCGGAGACACUGAUUGAGACUGUAUAUCUUUUUUAUAAAUACCAGCCACAAUUAAUCAACAAUCGGAACGUUUCUCAUUUCAAGCAAAACAAAACAAAAACUAAAUAUAUUCCUGUAGUCCUCAAAGUUAGAUUUUUGCUAUUAAUCGGAUAGCAAUAGCUAUUAUAAAUAGCUAUU
Messenger RNA from Corythoichthys intestinalis (scribbled pipefish), 1922 nucleotides. RefSeq names its product 4-hydroxyphenylpyruvate dioxygenase-like (gene hpdl). Gene Ontology annotation, biological process: aromatic amino acid metabolic process. Lineage: Eukaryota; Metazoa; Chordata; Actinopteri; Syngnathiformes; Syngnathidae. Gene Ontology annotation, molecular function: 4-hydroxyphenylpyruvate dioxygenase activity. The coding region runs from base 8 to 1276 and encodes 422 amino acids. The transcript is spliced from 5 exons. The record is from RefSeq and is a predicted model, not a curated record.